This is a messenger RNA of Musa acuminata subsp. malaccensis (wild Malaysian banana), 2383 nucleotides long. RefSeq names its product GATA transcription factor 26. The record is from RefSeq and is a predicted model, not a curated record. Gene Ontology annotation, molecular function: zinc ion binding; sequence-specific DNA binding. Gene Ontology annotation, biological process: regulation of DNA-templated transcription. Lineage: Eukaryota; Viridiplantae; Streptophyta; Magnoliopsida; Zingiberales; Musaceae.
GAGAGGGCGGUGGUGAUGGGAGACACAACAAAAAACAAUGCAGAAAAGAGAGGGGAGGACUCCUUCCCCCAUCCAUUCACCUCCUCUCCUUUUCCCAUGCCAUUUAAUUUGAUUGCUUGGUGGACUCCUCCCUUCCAUUGGAUUGUACAGAGUCUGACCUGCACGCCCUAUCUCACCCUGCAAUUUCUUUCCCUUUUUCCCCUUCCAUCCUUCCUCUCCCUUCUCCAGCAUCUUUCCUCUUUCUUUCCUGCUUUCCUCCCUCUGUGGUCUUCUUGGGCUGGAAAGAAGAAUUCUGGAGUUCUAAAAGUUGGUUUUUUUCUGAAAAGGGGCCUCUGCUAGCUGUUACUGUGUUCUGAGUCGUUUCAUGUCCUGGUGGUUUUUCGUUUGGAGGGCUGCAAGAAUCUAUUGAAGCCUUUCUAGUUUUAGCACAAUUUCUCACAUGAAAAUACAAUUCUUUUCUUCUUCUUCUUCUUCUUCCUGUGUUGCUGAUUUCUGUUGGGAUUAGAAGGGGGAGAGGGAGGGAGUGGAACACAUGGGAAAACAAGGACCUUGCUGCCAUUGUGGAGUUACAAGUACCCCUCUUUGGCGGAAUGGACCAUCUGAUAAGCCAGUUCUAUGCAAUGCAUGUGGUUCUAGGUGGAGGACCAAAGGUUCAUUGAUGAACUAUGUACCACAGCAUGCUCGUGAAGGUUUUGCCAUGGAUGGGCUAAAAUCCUCAAAAAUAAAAAACUUAUCCUUCAAACCCAAAGAACAGAAGUUGCAAAUGGAAAAGCAAAGAGAUGGUAUGUUGGGAAGUGACUGUGAAAUGCAGUAUUGUGACCAGAACUUUCACAAGAUCGUCAAGGGUAUUAUAAGCAAUGGAUCCGGUUCUGAGUCAGCCAUAUCAGGCUCAGACAGCUGUGUACAAUUUGGCUCUGCUGAUGCAAGUGACGUGACAGGUUCAGUGCAGUCACAUGUAUGGGAUUCACUAGUGCCAUCGAAGAAGAGGACAUUUGUAACUCGGCCGAAGCCUUCUCCCGUUGAAAAGCUCACAAAGGACUUAUGUUCCAUAUUACAUGAAGACCAAUAUUCUAAUCUGUCAAUAAUCUCAGAAGAUGAUCUGCUUUACGAUAGCGGGACGCCACUUGGCUCGUCUGAGAUCGGGUAUGGAGGUGUACUCAUAAAUCAUCCACAUUCAAAAUCUGUAGAGGAGGAAUCUGAAGCUAGCUCACUUCCAGUAGAUAAAUCAUACACUACCAAUGAAGGUUAUUCUGGUUCUCCUGUAAAUACUGAGAGCAAAAGAACAAGUUUUCUGAAUUCUGCUGCUACGACACAAAUGUCCCAAGAGAUUGUGAAAAGGGAUAAAAGCUCACAUGAAAACUUAAACAUCCUGCAAGAUAGAGAUUCUCCUUUAAGUUCUGCAGAUUUAAAUGUUGUCAUCAACUUUGAGAAUUUUAUGGAAUAUCUGACGGAUGAGGAACAACAACAUUUGAUGAAAUAUCUACCAUCUAUAGACACUGCUAAACCUCCUGAAACCCUCAAAAGCAUGUUUGCCGGUCCCCAAUUUUUGAAGUCGUUACCGUACUUCCAGCAACUGCUUCAAGAAGGAGUUUUUGAUCUCUCCUUGUCAGAAGCAAAUGCUGAAGAGCGCAGGACAUUGAAGAGGCUUGUACUAUUAAAUUGCAUCAAUCUUCAGUGGUUAGAGUACUAUCAACAGAUAAAGGAUGCAUCUUCUAAGAAGAUAAAAGGAGGAAAUGAAACAUCAAACCGACAAAAUCUUCCUGGUCUUUCUAACUUGGCAUCCAUGAAAAGGCAUCAGGAUAAACAAAAUAAGACCUAUCCAGACCUGAAGAGUACUAUGAGAAGUCCUAAAAGAGUGUGCAGAUCCGAGGGCAUGAAUCCUCCUUCAAGAUGCUCAACUCAGCUGGAACCUUGGGACAGAGGGGACUCUGUGGACCAUGAUGGUGCUUGCUUCAGUCCAAGAAGAAUCUUUGCAUCUCCUCCCCGUAGGAGCUCCAUCUUACCCCCACCGCCGUCCAUCGCUGACGAUUCCGAAGGCGACUUGCUUCUGGAUGUCACUUCCGGUGCAUCAUUUGCUGAAGCAGAGCUUCUGUAUCAUCCAUGGAAACAGAAAGCAGACCAUGAUAAGUGAGCAAGGCAUUGGUGGCCGAGUUGAUGGGUGUUUGUGUGAACAGUGAACAGUGAAGGGGUGGAGGUGCAGAGGUCGUAUGUAUUGCCAAUAAAGAAAACGAGUGCUCAUCACUAGCACUGUGCCUGCAUUGCAGUCCUGUAAUGUUUGUUGACGCGCUCACUCUUGCAAACUGGUGCCUCCUACUAUGGGCAGCCUACUUGAACGUCUACAAGUCAUAUGGGAAUAAUACGUGAUCAGUGGUUGACACCUGGA